Molecule: messenger RNA, 210 nt
Organism: Triticum turgidum subsp. durum (durum wheat)
Lineage: Eukaryota; Viridiplantae; Streptophyta; Magnoliopsida; Poales; Poaceae
Source: the annotation of a GenBank genome assembly
AUGGCGGCAGUCGAUGUCUGCGCCCUGCUGCUCGCGGCGGCGCUGCUCCUCUCCGCGCCGGCCGCCACAGAGGCGUACAAUUCGCUAGAUCCGAACGGGAACAUCACCAUAAAAUGGGAUAUUAUGUCGUGGACUCCAGAUGGUUAUGUUGUGAGUAGCACUUCAACAUCUGUGUCUCUCAUCCGAACCUAUGAAUUAGGCCAGAAUUGA